Anarrhichthys ocellatus (wolf-eel) is the source of this 699-nucleotide messenger RNA. RefSeq names its product T-box transcription factor TBX21-like. Gene Ontology annotation, biological process: lymphocyte migration; positive regulation of DNA-templated transcription; cell fate specification. The transcript is spliced from 2 exons. Gene Ontology annotation, molecular function: RNA polymerase II cis-regulatory region sequence-specific DNA binding; DNA-binding transcription factor activity, RNA polymerase II-specific. Gene Ontology annotation, cellular component: chromatin; nucleus. Bases 173 to 529 code for a protein of 118 amino acids. NCBI's taxonomy places the organism in Eukaryota, Metazoa, Chordata, Actinopteri, Perciformes, Anarhichadidae. The record is from RefSeq and is a predicted model, not a curated record.
AAAGGGAAGUAUUGUUAAGAUCUGUUGCUCAUUAUAUCAGAUUUGACGUCUAUUUCGUUAUAUUUAAACCAGUUGUAAUGCAUUUCACAACUCAAAUAAUAAUUAAAUAUAGAUAUGCGUGGACAUAGAUAUUCUAUUAAUCAUAUGUUCCCCUGUGCAUUUGUCCAGGAGGAUGUUCCCCUUCCUGAGCUUCAACAUCAGUGUUCUGGAUCCGUCCGCCCACUACAACGUCUACGUGGACGUGGUUCUGGCGGAUCAGCACCACUGGAGGUACCAGGGCGGCAAGUGGGUCCAAUGUGGGAAAGCGGAGGGCAACAUGCCAGGGAACAGGAUGUACAUGCACCCCGACUCUCCCAACACAGGAGCUCACUGGAUGAGACAAGAAGUGUCUUUCAGCAAACUCAAGCUCACCAACAACAAGGGCAGCACCAAUAAUGUGGCACAGGUACUGUUUCCUGUUUCCUGUUGUCUGCCUGCUACUAUAUUAAGAGCUUCUGAAACCUGUUCUGCUUUGUGUUCAUCUUUGUAAACGAGUACACGUCUUCUGCAUCAUGUUUCUGAUAUACCAAAUGAAAAUGAACCACAUUGUUUUGUGUCUAAGAUGCAUCCAAUGUAUCUUCAUUAUCUGUAACAUCUUCCUCUCUGCCGUCACAUUUCCUGUCUGAUUGUUUUCUAUCCAAUAAAGACAGAAAGUCUUAG